Molecule: messenger RNA, 2772 nt
Organism: Betta splendens (Siamese fighting fish)
Lineage: Eukaryota; Metazoa; Chordata; Actinopteri; Anabantiformes; Osphronemidae
Gene: crym
Product: crystallin, mu
Exons: 8
Coding region: 1342-2289 (315 amino acids)
Biological process (GO): thyroid hormone metabolic process
Cellular component (GO): cytoplasm
Molecular function (GO): thyroid hormone binding
Source: RefSeq, a predicted model, not a curated record
CUUCUUAUAUUCACCUUGUUGCCUAGGUCCAUAAAUGUCAGGUAGGUCCGUUUUGGUAAAUGACAUUGCACUGUUCCUGUAGUUUCUAGACAGUUUAUUGGAAUGAGUUCAUGCAGAAAAAAAGGAGUUGAGAUGAUUUGUGUCAAACACUUUUCAUUAGGGCAAUUAUCUUUUCUAUGCUAAAAAUAAGUCGUCUGUUUUCUCAAAUUUGCUAAAAUAAAUUUUGUCUGGUGGGUGACCCUUAUGUUUGAGAGAGCAGGGGGGUAUCCAGAAUAAGACAUUAAGAUGAGAUUUUCCAGAGUUUUCUCAAUGAGUUAGUACAGACACAGACUUGCAGAACCAGUGUUUGCCUGUAUGUCACUAAAAUGUAGUUACAGUAUAAAAGGUAAAUCGUUAUACAUCUCAGUAACUGUAAAUUCAGUUUUCUUCAAUCUGAUUUUGUGCAAUUUAGUUUGGGCUAAAUGAAUGCAGGAAAAGAGUUUAAUUACACAGGAAACACGGAAUAAAUGUCCACGGUAAAUAGACUGAUCUUAAUUCAGCCUGCUUUUGUGCGACCAGGUCAAGGAUAUGUUCAACCAUGUGGAAAAUCCUGGUUUGAUGCCUUACCACCCCUGGUACUGUUUCUUUUGCAGUCUAACUGGCAUUGCAAAAAGUAAAAUUAUUUUAAAUUAUGGAGUAAAAGUUCAUAGCAGAAGAAAAACUCAGGUUGCAUAGACUAGUUAACAAAAACAAACCAACCCCGUUAGGUGCGUGUAAACAGACAGCAAUUCAACAAUUCUGACCAAUUAUGUACUUUUACUGAAUCUUGUGCGAUAAUGUGUUACGCGUUGCAUAUGUUGAGUGCUUUUAUUUUGACAGGUAAGAACGGUGACAGUGGUUGUGCAAAGAUGUGCAAUUUCAUUGGUUUUAAGUGUAAAAAUGAAUAAAGGAGUUUCAUUCAAAUAACCGAGCCAAAUAUAUCUCCUUAGUCCAUAACAGUUCUAUGCAGAUAGAAUAGCUUUGUCUUUUAUUGCACUACCCUAAAGGUGUGCUUUUUUAAGUUGUUUUAGUACAUAACGUGUAAGUCAGAAAUACCACAGUUUUAAAGCGACAUGAUUUCCCUUUUGACAAACUAAUCCCGGUCAUAGCUGUCUCUUCUUAUCCCGGAUUCGCACACUUGCGACGGAAUAAACCAGGAUGUGUUUACUAGCAUAGGCCAAGUUAGGGCCUUUUACUUCCUGGAUAUCUUAAUUCUACUUUGGCGUAAUACCGCUCAGAACUGCGGCUCAACUCGCCAACUCGCUCAGUCGUCGCUUAGAACUUUGAACUAGAGUCGCACCUGUAACUAACAGAAGCCGCGCCAUGGCCGCACCUCCUGUUAUCAUAUGGGAAAACGAAGUCCAGAAGCUAAUGUCGUACAGUGAGCUGGUCCCGUGCCUCGAGGAUGCGUUGGGGAAGUUUUCCCGACGAGAUAGCGCUGACGUUAUUCAGCCUGUGCGGACCACCGUGGUCCUACAGAAGCAAAACGGCUUCAUGGGACUGAUGCCCACAUACAUGGAGAAUGACGGGGUCUUGUGCACGAAACUCGUGUGUUUCUACAAAAGACAGGAUGGCUCCACUUUGCCUUCCACUCAAGCCACAGUAGUGCUGCUGGAUCCAGAGUAUGGGAACGUGAAAGCAGUACUUGAUGGAGAUGUCAUCACAGACGCAAGGACAGCUGCAGUCUCUGCAAUCUCUGCUAAGCUUCUGAUGCGUCCUAAAGCAGAGGUGCUAGCCAUCCUGGGUACCGGCAGACAGGCACUGAGCCAUUAUAACAUCUUCAAUGAAAUGUUUUCAUUUAAAGAGGUGCGCAUAUGGAGCCGAACAUUAGAAGGAGUGGAAAGGUUUCGGCAAUCGGUCAGUGGUCCCCUGACAGCAUGUGUCUCAGUGGAGGAGGCCAUAAAGGAAGCAGAUGUCAUAGUGACAGCAACAAAAUGCACAGAGCCAGUGCUCUUUGGUCAGUGGGUCAAACCAGGGGCCCACGUGGUAGCAGUGGGAGCGUGCAGACCAGACUGGCGAGAGCUUGAUGAUGUGCUGAUGAAAGAGGCAGUGGUGUAUGUUGACAGCAGGGAGGGAGCAAUGACAGAGUCUGGUGAUGUCAUCCUCUCUGGGGCGCAUGUGUUUGCAGAGCUUGGAGAUGUUAUUAAUGGAACGAAACAUGCGUACAGAGAGAAAACGACUGUGUUCAAAUCCCUUGGAAUGGGAGUUGAAGAUGCUGCCACUGCUAAUCUGGUGUUUAAAAAGUGGCAAAAGAAAGCCGGUCAACUGUAAAGCAUCCAAGUUCAUUUCACUGCUAAUCACAUGUUUGUCAGAGUCCAAGCAUAAGACGACAUUCCUCCAUCCAAAUGAAGGAGUUAAUUCAAGUAUUAGAUAACACAAUGAUGUAUGACUGCACUGAUCAAUCUGCUAAAAUAUGCUGUGCACAAAUGCUUAGAAUAUAUGUUGUCUACAAAAUUAUAAUGACUUAAUAACCAAUAGCAACACAUGCUUUUUUAAUUAAUUUAAUUGCUUGUUUAAAAACAUCUGCAUAUUACAUGUGAAAAUUAAACCAAACUGCAAGAAAAAAGUAUGAUCAUGCACUACGUCUGCCACUGUAAUGUUAAUAGAUUGAGUUGCACUCCUUUCCUACACUCAAGUAUUUGUUCGUUGCUCAUUUCAAAAUGAACAGCAUCUGUAGAAGAAUUAUUGCUCAUCAUUACAACCUUCAUGACAGUAAUAUGACCAUAAUAUAUUGAAUAAAAAGCCUGAAGCACA